UUAUCGGGCACCGAGUACUACAUUAGUGACCGCCUGCCACAGUCGGCACCGGCGGGCCGCAGCGACACCACCACCUCCUCCCGCGCCGCGCCUCGCCGCCGCCGCCCUCGCCGCCACACACACUCCAGAUUUGAUCACCAAACUUUGGCUAAACUUGGUGGAGAGUGAGUGUUUGGGGCGUGUGGUCAACAACACACCACCAACCUACAACCGCCGUCGCCGCCGCUGUCGCUGCCACCGCCGCUUCCGCCGCGCCCGGAGGCCGCGCUCGCCGCCUGCCGCCGCUCCCGCCGCCAGCGAGCCGUAGGGCUGUGUGAGGCACGGAGGGCGACAUGCUGGAGUUGAACCAGCCGCCGGCCACCAGUAGCGCGAGCGGCAUGCUGUCCUUCCUGUCCAACAUGGAGGGCCGCGGCGGGCUGGUGCUCAACCCGCCGCUGGCCGCUCUCCACACCAUGACAGACAUGAAAACGCUGUACGCGCAGCAGCCCGUCAAGUCACUCUCGCCACAGUCUCCGCCACAGCUGUCCCCGCAGGGCAUGUCCCCGCAGGAGCUGGCCGCCUCCUACUCCACUGCAGCCAGCACGGCCGCCUCGUCCUCCACUACCACGCCCGCCACGCCCCACAACAUCGAGAACAUCCUCAGCCGCCCCAACCCACAGAUGCACACGUCCGGCCUAUGCGGCAUGGGUCAAAUGGGCGGUAUGGGCGGCCUGGGGCGGCUCAGCGGCUCCAUGAGUCUGUACGGCGGCCUGGCGGGGAAGAUGGCAGACCUGGCACGCCCGACCACCAUCUACUGGCCGGGCGUGCAGGGCAUGCUGCAGAACCCGCUGUUUUGGCGCGAGAGGAUACAGUCCAACAACCCAUUGGGUCUGCCAGUUUCCCUAGACAAGGACGGCAAGAAGAAACACACGCGCCCGACCUUCAGUGGACAGCAAAUCUUCGCCCUUGAGAAGACGUUUGAGCAGACCAAGUACUUAGCUGGCCCAGAGAGAGCUAAGCUGGCGUACGCUCUGGGCAUGACUGAAUCCCAAGUGAAGGUGUGGUUCCAGAACAGGCGCACCAAGUGGAGGAAGCGUCACGCAGCGGAGAUGGCCACGGCCAAGCGGAAGCAGGAGGAGGCGGUGGACGGCUACGGUGACGAGGACCAGGAGGAGGAGGGCGAGGAGUCCCAGCAGGGCGGCCAGCAGGAGGUGAAACGCGGCAAGCACGCCAACUCCCCGCAUGAGGACAGCGCGGCAGCAGCAGCAGCAGCAGCAGCAGCAGUAGCAGCAGUAAGCGGCGCAGGGGUGGCCGGAGCGCAGCAGGCACAGCAGACCACACAGCACCUCUUACACCAACAGGAGGCCACAGCAGCUGCAGCGGCCGCAGCAGCCGCAGCAGCUGCCGCCGCCGCGGCCGCCGCUGCCGCUGGGGGCGUGCAGCAGACGUCCUCACAGCCGACCGUGCAGCAGUCACCCCCACACCUGGCUCCCCUCAGCCUCUCCCCCAUCGACUGUCCCCCACGCGAGCUCCAGUGAAUCCUGACGCCCCUCCUUCCACUCACCGAGACCUCCACCACUCCCGCCACCCUCCACCGCCACCCUCCUCCUCCACCGCCCUCAUCAUCUCCACGAGUCUCCAGCGACCUCCAUCAUCUCCACCACCUUCACCGUCUUCAUCACCAUCAACACCCGCACCGCCACGCCCCGCUGCCCCUCCGUCGGUUCCUAGACCCAGCCCCGCCUUGGGUCCCUCCUUAGGGUAUAUCUCCCCCUCUCCCCUCUCCCCUCUCACCUCUCACCUCUCCCCGCCAAGUGACUGUCUUUGUGUAGCACGUUUCCCCUCUCCCUCUCUCUCUCACUGAAAGGUUGUGAUUCUCAGAUUUGGACUGUCAUCCACUCUCUCUCUCUCUCUCUCUCUCUCUCUCUCUCUCUCUCUCUCUCUCUC
Messenger RNA from Portunus trituberculatus (swimming crab), 1926 nucleotides. It is a transcript of the gene HGTX, whose product is annotated as homeobox protein Nkx-6.2-like. Gene Ontology annotation, cellular component: nucleus. NCBI's taxonomy places the organism in Eukaryota, Metazoa, Arthropoda, Malacostraca, Decapoda, Portunidae. The coding region runs from base 333 to 1517 and encodes 394 amino acids. Gene Ontology annotation, molecular function: DNA-binding transcription factor activity, RNA polymerase II-specific; RNA polymerase II cis-regulatory region sequence-specific DNA binding. The transcript has 4 exons. The record is from RefSeq and is a predicted model, not a curated record. Gene Ontology annotation, biological process: regulation of transcription by RNA polymerase II; cell differentiation.